AACCGCUGCGACGCGUCCACCCGCACACUCCCGGGUGCUACCGGCCGCUUCUGGCUCGGGGCUGGCCCGGGUCCCCGUCUUUAAAAUGGGGGUGACGCCCCCCCCCCCCCCCGCCGCCCCCGUGAGGAGGCUCGAGUUAGGGAAGGUCCGCGGACAAAGCGCUUCUAGCUCGGCACAAACGUCAGCUGUCACCGUGACGCCGCCGCCGCCGAGGAGGACGACUCCUUGGAAAGCAGGGCUGGGGUCCCCUCCAGCAAUGUCAAAUGAGUAUAACUAUCUGAAACUGAAGAGUGAUUGCCCUUCUUCCCUGCCACGUUAUGCCCAGCCUCCAAAAAAGAUGAGAAGACCCGGCCUGUUAUUAAAAGACAUUCUCAAAUGCUUGCUACUUGUGUUUGGAUUGUGGAUCCUCUAUAUCCUCAAAUUAAGUUACAGCACUGAAGAAUGUGACAUGAAAAGGGUGCACUACGUGGAUCCCGAGCGUGUCAAGAGAGCACAGAAGUAUGCUCGCCAAGUAUUGCAAGGCGAAUGUCGACCCCAUUUUGUGAAAAAGGAGAUGGAGCGCUUAUUUGAUCAGAAAUAUGGCAUGGAUUCCUCCCCUUUUCUAAAAGAAAAUAUGGAAAUGAAUGGAGAUCUAUAUAAAUAUGACCCUCCAUUCGGAUUUCGCAAGUUCUCUAGCAAAUUGCAAAACCUUUUAAAACUUUUGCCUGAGCAUGAUCUACCCGAAAACUUGAAAGCCAAACGUUGUAAACAUUGUGUUGUUAUGGGAAAUGGUGGCAUACUGAAUGGACUCAGACUGGGCCAUAUAUUGAAUCAGUUUGAUGUGGUGAUAAGGUUGAACAGUGCACCGGUUCAGGGGUAUACAGAUCAUGUUGGGAAUAAAACUACUAUAAGGAUGACCUAUCCCGAAGGAGCUCCAUUAUCUGACCUCGAGUAUUAUUUGAAUGACUUGUUUGUUGCCGUUUUAUUUAAGAGCGUGGACUUCAACUGGCUGGAAGCAAUGAUAAAAAAUGAGACUGUGCCUCUUUGGGUGCGCCUGUUCUUCUGGAAGCACGUCGCUGACAAGAUACCGCUCCAACCCAAACAGUUUAGGAUUCUCAGUCCAGUCAUCAUUAAAAACACCGCUAUGGACAUGCUGCACUACUCAGAACCACAACCGAGAAUCUGGGGCUGGAGUCAGAACGUGCCCACGAUGGGCAUCGUAGCUGUUGUCCUGGCCACCCAUCUGUGUGAUGAAGUCAGUUUGGCAGGUUUCGGAUAUGAUCUCAACCAGCCCAAGACCCCUUUACACUACUUUGACAACCUCUGCAUGGCAGCAAUGAAUGAUCAAACAAUGCAUAACCUGACCACAGAAACCAAGUUUCUGCAAAGGCUCGUGAAAGAAGGGACUGUGAAAGACCUGAGUGGAGGAAUACAUUGUGAAUUUUAAAGAUUUUUAAGAGUAACUUGGCAUUUUAACCCAAGAGGGCGGCUUUGAAUGGGACUCCACAAACAGGUUGCCGACCCUGUUCUUCAUAUUUUUCAUUGUGUUAACAUUUUGAAAAAUAGCUGGGAUUUUUUUCUUACUCUUAAAAAAAUCAGUUUAUUUUCUUGUGUUAUUUAUUUGAGGUCAGUGUUUGUUUUUGCACAAUAUUUUUGUAAGUUGAUUUUAAGAACUGAACUUAGUGGAAAGAUUUUUAAAGAGAAUUUACGUGAUGUUGUUUUAUUCUAUUUUGGAAGAGAAUUUACAUUUUCGAAAUCUGUCUACAUACUGCACAUAGAAUACCGUGUAAUUAGGGGGGGAGGGGGGAGGGAAGAAGUGUCCGUUGUUUUCUGGUGGUUUCUACAUUUUUAUUUUCUAGUGUGUUAUCUUACUUGGUUGUAUGAAUCUGUGAAAUUCUUCCAAGGCUGUGCGGAGCGGGGCUAAAGGCCAGCAGAGCUGGGGGUGCAGUUUUACUGGGGCACAGGCUGCUAGCAGAGGGAGUGAAGAGCCCGGUCCUGACUGAAGUCUGCAACACUUACUAGAACACCCUGUCUGAACCUCUAAGUCAGGUGAGGGGACCGGGCUGGGGUCCAGGACGGCCCGGACAGAGUCUCCCCAUCUUUAUCUAAGUAACGGAAGAGAAAUAGUGGCUGUUGGGCAGCCCAAAGUGGGGGUCCAUGAGACUUGAUUUUGCUGCUCUUUGUGGUUUGUUGUUUUUCCUUUCACUUCUGGUAGUUCUGCCCCACUCUCUUCAUUCGAGAUGCUCUGCUGUGUGCUCCUAAAUGAGACCUUCCCUUGAAUAUUGUUGCUUUUGUAAGUGCUGCAAAGCUUCUGUUAUCCAGAAUUUCCAGAGAAUAAUCCAUCCUGGAUAAGAUAGGUGAGAGUUUCCACUAUAGCUUUUUCUAGUUGAUGGAAAUCUUUCUUAACUAUGGUAGGUAUUUCCUGACCUUCAAAUGUUGUGUUUUGCUCUAGGUGUAGGGAUAGAAGCAGAUAGAGUUGGUUGGUAUGAGCUUACCUCAUGGCUUCUCACCGUUGUACACACAGACAGGGAGUGACCUCCCCUCCCUGCUAAACAAGAGGCCUGGUUGGUGGCAGAUUGUGAAACCCUGGGGAGGUGCACUUGACUUUCUUCUUGGCACACAUGCCCAUCCGUCUGUGCACACGUUCUCUGCCUGGGCUCUUUCGAGCUACAUGAUGCUGAAGAGCCAAGAGUUGUCUUCUGCGCACCCAACCACCUCAGGCGACGGAGAUGCCCUCUUCUCUGCAGCCAGGGUCUCCAGCUGCUGCCCCCAUGGCUGCCCCCACCGUUCCCCAGCUGCUGCUCUCUUCCUGUGCCCCUUUGUGUCUCUCUUGCUUACUGUUUGUCGUAUCUCCUGGUUUUAGGGGGUUGUUUCUAGAAGGCCAGUUCUGUGGAUGCUAUCAGCCCACUGUGCCUGGUGUGCAGGGUUUGGGCAUUCACAGUCUCUCAGCAGUUUUCACUGGAAUCUUGGAGGGUGAGUCUCUUCUUAUUGUUUCCAUUGCACCUCAUUUGUCAUAGGUUAUUUCUUUAAUCAGACAUUCUUCCCUUUAAUUUUUUUUUUACUUAAGAAUCCAGAGUCACUGAUAAUUUUGUGUCUUUUCACACACACACACACACACACACACACACCCCAAAAUAAAACCUUGCAAACAUAAAAUAAGUUAGUUGUGAAACAACUUUGGAAAAAAUUUCCCUUUUUGUAUCUCAGACUACAUUUAAAUGACACUAGAAAAUACAGACUAAUUUAGUAGCAAUUUAAAAAAAAACAACUAUAUUCAGCCUAGAACCCUGAACAGGGCUUGGAAAAAUGCUUUGGGGGAUAUGGGGAUAAAUAGGUCUAAAUAUAGUCCCUUAGUUUUUUAAAAACAGAAUUAAACCAAGCUCUUAACAAAGCACUUUUAGUUUUCUAGAAGUCUUUUUGUGUCUGUUAAAUGACCUGUUUUUUAUCAUUUAUUUAUUUUGUUUUAUAAAUUAAUAUAAUAUAAAUUAUGUUUAUAUACACAAAUCAUUUUGACAUAAAGGACUUGACCCUAAGUCACUUAAAAACAAAUCCAGGGGCAGCUAGGUGGCGCAGUGGAUAGAGCACCGGCCCUGGAGUCAGGAGUACCUGAGUUCAAAUCCGGCCUCAGACACUUAACACUUACUGGCUGUGUGACCCUGGGCAAGUCACUUAACCCCAAUUGCCUCAUUAAAAAAAAAAAAAUUAAAAAAAAAAAAACAAAUCCAGCCCACCUUUCAUUUUCUUGUCAGAUGAGCUGUUUGAUUUGACACAUCGAGUUGGUCAGAAGGGUCCCCUGGGCUUAUAUGU
Messenger RNA from Dromiciops gliroides (monito del monte), 3786 nucleotides. RefSeq names its product ST3 beta-galactoside alpha-2,3-sialyltransferase 5 (gene ST3GAL5). Lineage: Eukaryota; Metazoa; Chordata; Mammalia; Microbiotheria; Microbiotheriidae. The coding region runs from base 86 to 1426 and encodes 446 amino acids. The record is from RefSeq and is a predicted model, not a curated record. The transcript is spliced from 7 exons. Gene Ontology annotation, molecular function: lactosylceramide alpha-2,3-sialyltransferase activity.